This is a messenger RNA of Symbiodinium necroappetens, 627 nucleotides long. NCBI's taxonomy places the organism in Eukaryota, Dinophyceae, Suessiales, Symbiodiniaceae. The record is from the annotation of a GenBank genome assembly.
AUGGUCGCAGUCGGUCGGGGAUAUUUGGAAAUGGCAAAGUUCCUGCUCCGUAAGGGGGCAAACCCUCGUGAUCGCGACGCCCGUGGAAUUCCAGUUGUAGUCCUGGCCCUGGAAGCGCGCAAGACUCGCAUGGCCAACUGGCUGCUGGAUUCGGGGCUUGCUGUGGAGGAAGGAGUGCCACCGACCAACACCGAGCACGCGGACCUUCUCUCCAUGGCCUUGGAAUGGGUCGUUGCCCGGAGGGUGAUGCCUGCCUUCGACGGUUUGGUUGGGGCACCCCAGCCUUCAUCGCCGAGCGUGCGGGAGUACAUGAAGGAAUGGUCAAUGGCUGAGCAGCUGCUACACGAAUCUGGUGUGGAUCCAAAGAUCACCCCGUGUGCACGCUCCUGUUCUGCCUUCGACGAGUGGGGAGACUCUCUAUUCUUCCGUCCCAUGCGCAUGUUCAUCUUCAUGUCUGCAGCGGAACGACGCGUGAGAGCAGAGUCCAGUCGGUUGGUUGAACCGGUGCCGUCAGCUCAUGGAAAGAAGUUCAAACAAGCGCUCUCCAAGCGGGAGUACGCAGCCUCCUUUGGUAAACGUCGGCCAGCAUGCCGUCUGCCUGCUCGCCAGCCUGGUCGAGCUGGAAAA